This is a messenger RNA of Macrobrachium nipponense, 3122 nucleotides long. RefSeq names its product retinoic acid receptor RXR-gamma-like. Bases 108 to 677 code for a protein of 189 amino acids. Gene Ontology annotation, biological process: regulation of DNA-templated transcription. The transcript has 5 exons. NCBI's taxonomy places the organism in Eukaryota, Metazoa, Arthropoda, Malacostraca, Decapoda, Palaemonidae. Gene Ontology annotation, molecular function: DNA-binding transcription factor activity; zinc ion binding; sequence-specific DNA binding. The record is from RefSeq and is a predicted model, not a curated record.
UUUAAAAUUUUAUUUUGCAGGUACUGUGAUUGGCAUUAAACUCUGAAGUGCCUUCACUUUGUGCAUAGGAAGCUGAUAUAGUAUAAAUGUGAUAAAACACAAAAACCAUGGAAGACAAAGUAGCAGCUCCCAUGUUGCGUAUCCCUGCAAUGCUUAUGCCUUCUUAUAACAAUGUUAUGGCAACUGAGGAUGGGAAACAAGCACCAAAGAGAGUGAGAGUGUUUUGUGGUGUGUGUGAAAAAAUUAGAUAUUAUUCCAUCCACCGGGGGGUGACACGAAUUGGAGGAGUCAUAGCUUGUGAAGCUUGCCGACACUUUUAUCAGAAGUUUAAAAGACAGCCAUGCAUUUUGACAUGCACAGAGGGUGGAGGAUGCCUUGACUUGAAUGAUAACUCAAGAAAUAGGUGUCGUGCAUGUUGGAUAGGACACAUUCUGAGUCGUUGCCCCGUUCCACCUGAAAUGUAUCAUAAUUUGAUAAGCCAUUUGCCAAAGCCAAUUCAGGAAAGAAUGCCUCCUGAAGCACAGGUUGCUGCAAAUAUACCCGAGAACAGAAAAGGCUCCCUUGGAUUAGAGGUUUCAAGGAAUGGUGUUUGGGAAGAUGUAACAGUUGCAGUAGAUUUAGAGGCAGAUCCAAAUGGAGAUUCCAGUGCAGAAGCUUCAGGCAAUGAACCGGUAUGAGUUGAUAACUUUAGCCUUCAAAAAUUUAUAAAAAUUGACGAGGGACUUGAUAGUGAGGAAGAGGAACCAGUAUUAGUUCAUAGUGGACUUGGAAGUGAAAGAAUGGAAAAUUCUGAGGACCCACAAACUGAAGAAAGGGCAUCACAAAAGCGAAAGCGGAGGAGUAGUGAUGUCAAUUAUUUGACACCUGGGAUGCUCUUAGAUUAUAUGUUAAAAUCGCCACACUCUCAUAAAGCAGUUACUGAGGAUGAUAGCCUUUCCCUAUUUUGCCUGUUUAUUACUUCUCAGCUGAGUAACAUUAAAGAUCCUGAGAUUUGUGAAAAUGUAAAGUUUGAAGUACAGAGUGCUGUCCAUGAGGGACUUAGAAAGUAUUAUGCAAAAUUGAAUAGUUCAAAUAAAUAGUUUGUUAAUAAUGUAGUGUCGUCUUUUUAAAACAGAACAGAGUAAAUUAUGUGAGAUAAGCAGUUUGAAUGAUCUCACAGAGCUAUUAAAUUUUUCGUAUUGGAAUUCCAACUUUCUGAUUCUCUCAGUUCCACUCAGUGUAACAUGUACGUACCAUUAAAAGGUUUAGUAGGGCGUUGUUGCAAAUUCAGUAAAGAAAUUAGAACUUGUUUUGAUUAUGGAACAACAUAUUUUGGUUAUUAAAUUACACUGUGAGUGAAUAUGUACAAGAGACUAUUUUCAGUUGCAAUUUUAGUUUGUUUUCUGUUGUGCUUUUUUUUAUGAAUAUUGGUUGGUCUGGUUAAACUAUCUUAGUAAUUUGUCCAUCAGUAUGAAAACUCAUUAUAUGCUCUGCCCUUCUACAAUGAGGGUUUAUGUGCAGAAGAAAUUAUAAUUUGGUCAGAUCUUCCUGAUUUGAAUUUUAGGUAGCUUUCAUGUACAUCAGAAAAAUCCAGUAAGGUAUUAUGAUAAAACAGUAUGAAAAUUAGAACAGCUUUUGGUUGAAUAUGCUUGGAAUUAAGUGCUGUUUGUAUAUUAACAAUCCCAUAACUUACAGUGCCAUUUAUUUGCCUCUGAGUGUUCCAGGAUAAAUCUCUGAAGGAAGAAGACAAUAGAUAUUCUCUGACUUGUGAGUGGUUUACAUGUGGCGUAAGGCUCAGUAGGUCUCAGUUGACAACAGAGUUUAUUGUUUGCUUGUCUGCCAAAGCUCAACUUAUCAUUGCUCCAGAUUGUGUGUUGCUCCUAAUGGAAGACGAGGCUUAUCAGUGUCAGUCAGUAAAGGUUACAGGGCUGUCCUUUCCCAGAAUUUUUCAGAUGCAAAUGAUUGAUUGUUUACUUCAGAUCCUAAACAUAUCAGAAUUUCCUGAAACACUUUCAGAAGAGCUGUUAAACUUUCAAGAUUGGACCUGUGGCUUAUAAUGGGGUGUUACUAGCAUAGAAAGCUGAAAUUCUGUUAAUGUAUAUUAACAUCUUUUGCUGCUGGCUCUGUUGCAAAGACUCAUACCUCACAAACUCACAAGAUUGGUAAUUGUACUAUGCACUUUUCAGUAUUUCUCAACUUUAAACCUUUGCUCAAGACAGAGUGAUAUUUUUCUUUUUCCAGUUAAAGCCUUAUGGUUUUACCUUAAAAGAAUCCAAGAUCUUUAGACAAAGUACAACUUGAUUUUUCUAUUCACAGUAAAAAAAGGAGACUCUUGGCUAGAAAUAAUGCUGUGUACGUAUAGGCUAGGGAGCUUCUAAAACAUGACAUAGUUAAGAUUCUCAACCUGAAGGCAUUGCUCAUGAGAUAAAUGAAAGUUUUAAUUAUGAUUAGGAUGUCUAUGCUAUUUCAGUGGCUAGAGCAACGUGUUUGAUUUUUUGUCGUGGAAGUAGCUGAUGAAAUAUUUCUUUGGGCCUGUUGUAGUAGCAUAACAAAUAGGCCCUUCUGUUUUGGGUUUAUUUUUUUUGCAGGUAGAACAGUUAUUGUCUAUCUCAUACUCCCCCCCCCCUUCUGGGUCUUCAUUAUGACAUCCUAAUGAUGUAAGCAGAAGUGGUAUUUUUAGUCGUGUAAGUCAUUAUUCUAGAAGGUAUAGCACACACCCAAAGAAGACCCAUGCAUGCCAAAUUUACUAUAAUUUGUAAACCAGCUGAACCCUAUACAAGCAGCCAACAGAUGUGUGUGUGUGUGAAUGGUUUUCUGCUCUCACCUCUAUUGUCAGUAUGUAGGUUCAGGUGUCCCAUUCCAAAAACUUGGUUCCUCAGUACCAAAAUAUGGUAUUAAAGAUCUAUGGCUUCUUCUUUAAAAAAAAUUUUGAACUAAUUUUAAAAUAAGCCCAUAACUUAUAUAAUCACAGACCCUCCUCUGUGCCCCACAUUCCAGUAGCCAAAGGCAUUCAACGCUAAGAAUGCACUAGGAUGUCAGCUGAGAAAUUGGAUUUCACAGUGCACAAGCAUUCAUCAUUUGUCAGACUUAAUUUUUGUCUUGCUAUGAAGAAUUGCUGUCUUGGAACAUUUUAUUGCCAAUUA